Molecule: messenger RNA, 2404 nt
Organism: Cylicocyclus nassatus
Lineage: Eukaryota; Metazoa; Nematoda; Chromadorea; Rhabditida; Strongylidae
Source: the annotation of a GenBank genome assembly
CAUUUCUGAACGCAUCACUGUACUCUAUCGGUGAUGUCGGUAUCAGCCAAUACCGGUCGACAACACUAGCGUUCAUGCGCGCUCACUUUGAUGCUGCUCCUGCCAACCUCUAUUCUAUCAUUUCUUCUCCUGCAAGUGCUAGUGUGCGAGGCUAGAAGGGGAGGAUUUCGAGGAUUUCGAGGAGGAUUUGGUCGCAUUGGAAGAGUUGGAGGUUUUGGAAGAAGAGGAUUUAGUUGGGGAUCCAGAAGAGCCUUUGGAUAUCCGACAAGAGGCUUGUUCGGUGGAGGUCGUAGCCGAAUCUUUGGUGCCAGUGGGGCUGCUCGGAGAAGCUUUGUGGGAAGAAAUUCAUUUGGAGGCUUUGGAAAUCGUUACCACGGUCAGUUUGGAAGAUUUGCGCCAAGUUAUGGAAGAUUCCUUGGAGCAGGCCUAGGACGAGGACCAGGAAGAUACAAUGUUGCGGGUUACGGUGGACGACGUUGGCCUAACCAUUAUGCAGCAAGUCCUUCCAGUCGAGGAAUUUUCUAUGGUGCCAGUGGGGCUGCUCGGAGAAGCUUUGUGGGAAGAAAUUCAUUUGGAAGCUUCGGAAAUCAUUACAGUGGUCAGCUUGGAAGAGCUACGCCAAGUUAUAGAAGAUUCGUUGAAACAGGUGGAUACAGUAGUCCUGGGGCAGGCUUUGGCGGGACUCGUUAUUCUCGAGGACCAGGCGCGGCAAGUCCUCACUCUGGUCUAGGAGUCGGAGGCCGUAAUCCCUGGUUGAAUGCCGCAGGCGGUUUCCAAAAUUCACGUCGUCCUUUCGGUCAUGAAGCUGGAAACAGUUUCUCUAGCAUGGGUCGAUUUCCCAGUGGGGGCCGCUUUCCCAACGGAGGUCAUUUUUCUAAUGGAGGUGGUUUUCCAAGUGGUCGUUCUCCUAAUGGGGUCGGACCUUUCAACGGAGGCCGUCUCACUAAUGGAGGAGGUAUUCCCAGUGGACAUUUCUCUAAUGGAGGCGGACCAUUCAACGGAGGCCGUUUCCCUAACGGAGGUCACUUUUCUAACGGAGGUUCCAAUGGUAAUGGAGGCGGAUCUUUUAGCGGAGGUCGUUUCCCCAGCGGUGGCCAUUUAUCUAAUGGAGGCGGCUUUCUCAAUGGAAAUCGUUUCCCCAGUGGAGGUGGUUCCCCCGGCGGUGGUCAAUUCACCAACAGAGGCGGUUCAUUCAAUGGCGGUCGUCUAAUCAAUGCAGGAGGUCCUUCCAAUGGAGGCCAGCCCAUUAACGGAGGCGGUUUAUCCAAUAAAGGCGGAUUUUUCCGUGAAGAGCAUUUGUCUAAUGGUGGCGGUUUUUCCAAUAGGGGCCGUCUUUCCAGUGGAGGUGGUUCAUUCAAUGGUGGUCAAGUCCCUAACGGAGGCGGUUCUUCCAACAGAGGAGGAUUUUUGAGUGGAAGCCGUUUCUCUAAUGGUGGCGGAUCUUCCAAUCUCGCUCGCCUACCCAAUAAAGAUGGUUCCACCAGCGGUGGCCAUUUCCCUGGUGGAGGCGGUUCCUUCAAUGGCGGUCGUCUGACCAAUGGAGGCGGUUCUUUCAAUGGUGGCCAAUUCCAUAACGGAGGCGGUUCAUCCAGUGGAGGUCGUUUCCAUGAUAGAGGUAGUUUUUCCAAUGGUGAUCGUUUUUCGAGUGGAGACAGCCUUUCCAACAGAGGCUUUCCCAAUGGAGGCCAGGGUCUCAACGGAAAAGAUCGUAGGAACUGGAACAAUGGCGGAAAAGACGGAAUGAGGCAUACAUCUGACCGCAUGAGAGAAGGAGAUCGCAGACAGUUUGGAGAUGAAGGCGGUUUUGGAGGCAGCGGUGGCAAUUUUGGUGGCGGUUUUUAUGGUGGUGAUUACGAUGACCCUUAUAUGUGGCUGGGCAUAGCAGACUCUAUAACAUCGGGCAUAGGAAGCAUAGCGGAUAUGGCAGGCAUGGUUGCAUCAGUUCUGCCAGUAGGUGGUCCAGACUAUCCGGAUGCAGAAGGUGAACCAGGCCCUAUGGGUCCCAAUAAUGGGCAAGGCGGUCCGGGUGCAGCAGCGUCAUCACAAGGCGAAGGUCGCGCACACCGCUCCAAACGCUCCACCUCUCCAAUUCACAAGUGUGAAUAUAUUGAAGGAACUUCGCACCAGCUUGAUUGUGCUGCCUAAAGAUUAGAUUUUUGAAACGCACCAUUUCCUCACAAAAUUGGCAGACACUUUUCAAUAGUGACAAUCUAGUCGGUUAGCUUUUCAUGGGACAGCGGAAUUAUUGUAUGUUUACGAUUUAAGAAGAUAUAAAAGAGAGUGUGCAAUACACUUCCAAACAGGUCUUAAUUUAAAUUACUAAGAGUGCUACCCUAAGUUUUAAUUGUCUUGACUUAUAUAAUUUUUUUAUUCAUGCUCAUAAACAUGAAGAUUAAGAUUUAUA